GUCUCAAUGAACUAGCCCAGCUGGGCCGACGGCCGAUCUCAGCUCAGCCACGAUUGACAUACCUCGAGAGAGGCGGGCCGGAAGGAGGGAGCACUGCCAGCAGUCGGACCCCCUGCCUGACCCGACUGGAGGACUUGGAGACAAAUUAAGCUAUCACGAUGAAGCUGCGCCUGUGCCUCCUGCUGCUGCUGGUCGUCCUACUGGUCACGGAUCUAGCUGACGCCAAGCGACGCAGAAAGGGACGGAGGAGGAACAGGAACAAGGCGAAGACAACGACCACCACCACCACCACCGAGGUUCCUGUUGAUGACACCAUUGAAGAUGAGCUGGAUAUGAUGAUGGAUGAUGAUGCCGCCCUUCUGGCGGAGGAAGAGGAGGCAGAGCAAGAGGAAGAGGAGGAGGAGAUGACGGGGAUUGACGCCAUCAUCCGACGCAACAAUCUCGAUCAUGACCCGUGUGAGACCAAGAAGUGCGGCAAGGGCCGCGAGUGUACUCUGAGUGAAGCCGGUGAGCCGGUCUGCACGUGCGCCUCCCAGUGCACGCACGAGACGGACGCCAGGCGUCAGGUGUGCACCAAUCACAACGAGACGUGGAACAGCGACUGUGCAGUGUACAAGCAGCGCUGCGAAUGUACGGACGAGCUGGACGGCUGCCAGGAUCCCAAGAACACGCACCUGCACGUGGAGUACUACGGACAGUGCCGCGAUAUGGGGGAGUGCUCUGAGGAGGAGAUGGCAGACUUCCCACGCAGGAUGAGGGAGUGGCUGUUCAACGUCAUGAAGGACCUGGCCAAUCGCGAGCAGCUCAGUCCCCUCUACAG
Messenger RNA from Amphibalanus amphitrite, 820 nucleotides. RefSeq names its product SPARC-like (gene SPARC). The annotation marks the transcript as partial. The record is from RefSeq and is a predicted model, not a curated record. Gene Ontology annotation, molecular function: extracellular matrix binding; collagen binding; calcium ion binding. Gene Ontology annotation, biological process: anatomical structure development. The transcript is spliced from 7 exons. Lineage: Eukaryota; Metazoa; Arthropoda; Thecostraca; Balanomorpha; Balanidae.